GCCCGCCGCGGGGAGGCUUUGAAAAAGUUCUCAGGUGCGCCGGUGGCUCUGUUGCCUCCCUCCUACCCGGGCGGGCGGGUUCGGCCCGGCCCGGCGGGAGCCCCCUGCAGCUGCGGGGACGAGGCUGGUUUGCGGCGGGAGCGAGGUUUCGGGUGCCGGCGGCGAGGACCGUGCUAGCGCUCCGGCUGCGGGCGCAGCCCCGGGUCCCGGAGCGAUGGGGCGGGCCGGCGCCUGAGUCACCUGUGCGGCGCCGCGCAGCCCCUGCUGUCCCUCAGGUCUUGGGGCCGCUGGGAAGCAUGGCUGCUAAGAAACUAAGGAGAGCAAGGUUGUCUCAGGAGCUGUGUGAAAGGCUGAGUCGCCAUCAGAUCACUACCUGUCAGGACUUUUUGUGUCUUUCCUUCUUGGAGCUAAUGAAAGUGACGGGACAGAGCUACUAUGAUGUGCAGAAACUUCUUUGUAAAGUCAGCCGGGCUUGUGCUCCCAAAAUGCAGACAGCUUAUGAAAUGAAACUGAGGAACUCCGUCAAUUCCUCUUCAGCCUUUUUAUCCACGACGCUGCAUAGUUUGGAUAAAGUCUUGCAUGGUGGAGUACCCUGUGGAUCCCUCACAGAGCUAACUAGCCCACCAGGUUGUGGCAAAACUCAAUUUUGUAUUAUGAUGAGUGUUCUGGCUACACUACCUGUGAGCAUGGGAGGACUUGAUGGGGCUGUUAUAUACAUUGACACAGAGUCUGCGUUCAGUGCUGAAAGGUUGAUUGAGAUAGCAGGAAACAGAUUCCCUACUUAUUUUGACUCAGAUGAAAAGCUGUUCUGCAUGACCCGUAGCAUUCACCUGUAUCGAGAGCUGACCUGUGGCAGUGUACUGAACAGGAUUAUGUCUUUGGAAGAAGAAAUUAUUUCAAAGAAAGUUAAACUCAUAAUAAUUGACUCUGUUGCUUCAGUUGUCAGAAAGGAGUUUGACACAAAACUCCAAGGCAACCUGGCAGAGAGAAGUAACUUUUUGACUAGAGGAGCAUCAGUGUUGAAGUAUUUGGCAGAGGAGUUCUCAAUACCAGUUAUCUUGACGAAUCAGAUUACCACAUCAUUGAGCAAUGGCGUUGCGAUCCAGGCAGACCUGGUGUCUCCAGCUGAUGAUUUGUCCCUGUCUGAAGGAGCUUCUAGAAGUGGGAAGAGGGAACCUGGUUGUGUGACAGCAGCCCUUGGCAACACAUGGAGUCACAGCGUCAACACCAGACUCAUACUACAAUAUCACGACAUGCCGACAAGACAGCUCCUGGUUGCUAAAUCCCCUGUUGCUCCAUUCUCUGCUUUUUUCUACACCAUUGAGAAAUCAGGCUUGGUUCUUCAAGAUGGAAAGGAUCAAACAAAUCUAACCUUGGAAGGAACCAAUCCUGCCCUGCAGACCAUACGAGUGAGGAACAGUGCCUUGAAAGAUACUUUACUUGAUGCUGCUUUACCCAAAACUACUGGUGAGACUCCGAGCAAUACAUCCAACCUAUAGAAAGGACAAAUAGAACCUCCACUAAGAAAUGAAUGAAUGAAUGACAACAUUGGUCUUCAAAGAUCUGGUGAAGCAGGUGGUGGGCAUUCUUCUUCUUUUGUCUCUUCAAAAACUAACUUUAAAACCAAGUGCUGCUCUUUGUAUGUGCGGGGCCAUACUUAACUCUGAACUUAGGAAAAUCCUAUAUAUUGUUCAGGUUAAUUUAAGUGAAAUAGUAAUAAAAGCCUCUGAACAACACACAUGCUACUGAAGAAGCAUAGGACACACGUGCCUUCCUAAUUCACCCCGUCACCUCACCAGUGUGGAGGAAUCAACAGUGAAACACACAAGAGUGCUUGGUGUCCACAACCCAUAACAUGCUGAAAUGGUCGCUUCUGCUUUUGAAGAGAAAUGAUAAACCCACUCAUUGGCUUGGUUAAGAAGCAAUAGUUCAGUGAGCUCCUGUUCCUGUAACUCACUGGAAAGUCAUCAGAGAUGAUGUAACAGAGUUGCUAAUAACCGGGCUGUGACGGUUCAACAUGGAAGGAGAACAGGUAGCAAUCUAAAAGGUGGGAAGAUCAGUGUAUAUUACAGCUGCUUAGCUUCCUCUGUCUUCACGGCACUUUUAAAGUAUUCACAAUAUGACUGCAAACCACAGAACUAUUUACUCACCUUACAGACUUAGGGAAUGUGUGACUUGCUCAAGGCCGCUGAAGGCAUCGCUUGCUGUGCUGUGAUCAGGAUCAGGUUGUUCCCAGCCCUCAAGACUCACAUCCCUAAGGGAAGGCCAUGGGUUCAGUUAGUGCUGGGUGCCGAUGCACAGUGGACGUUGGCCCGAGAGGCUGGUGGCUGGUUCUGUCCUCUGCAGUCACAGGGAAAGCCUCCCUGAGCAACCUCUUGAAAAGCAAGAGUAACCUGUACAGAGAUAUGGGAAGUCUGGAGUACUGCCGAAGUGGCUGUAGGUUGCCCAGCAAGGAAAUCACCUGCAGUGGGGCCACCUGUGGUAAUAAGGUGAGCAAGUUGCCGUUGCCAUCUGCUGUUUGCUAGGCCAUCUUUGGGUGAUGAGAGAGUUCCUAGGGAGCACACGGCCCAUAUUAAAAAGUACUGCACACCCUUACCAUGGCAGUGCAAGUCUCUUGCAGCUCCUCAGUCUCUGAGGAGCCGAUGGGAUGUGGAAGCUGAUGUUGUGUCACUCACAGCCACCAAACAGGAUGGCAUGGAGAAGGCUACUCUGCAGCUAUCUGGUUACACGCCCACUCACGAAGCUUUGGGCUCUCCUUUAACAAGGAAGUUUCCAUCACAACAGGGAAGUUACUCCAUUUCAAUAAGCUACUUUUAAAAGCUAAUGACGUUUCACCUUGGGGAAGAGCAAUUCUCCAGCUUCAGCGUUACAAGUUUUGUGCUUUGAAGAGACCUUUGUAAAAUUUAAUUUUAAUUUUGUUUUAACUGAAGUUUAGUUUUUCUUCUGGACAGUGCUGCGCUACUGGCCGUUCAGUCAAACCCUGCUGAACUUACUUGUAGCCAUUUUAUCUGGGUAUCUUGUAAAUAUUUGGUAGAGCACUCAGACACAGGAGUGUUUUUUUGCUCUUACAGUCACAUGCCUGGUUCCAGGACCUUUCAGAAGCACAAAAGGCUGAAGGCAGGGAAAAUUCCACUGAGAAGCAUUCAAGUCUCCAGGGAGAAACUGCACUCUGUUUAGACUACAAUUUCUUAUUGCUGCCUCUCCAUUUUUUUAAAAACAUGGAAGGAUAGAGAAGGGAAACUGGAGGGUAGGGGUUUUUAUUAUUAUAAACAAUGAAAUGCAAGCACUGUUUCACUCAGGUCUCUCAUAUUGCAGGACCAUUCGCGGUUGGAGAGGGAGAUAAGUUUUUUAAUGCUCUCUGCACUACCUGGGAAAUUUCCAUCCAAGUUCUAAAAUGUUUUACAAACAUUAUUGAAUUAAAACUUAAUCCCCUUCUCCUCAGGCCCAUGAAGCAAGUACUAAAUACAAGUUUAAAGACAGGGCUAAUGAGACUAAAAAUGUUGUGCUUUGCCUGAAGUCACUUGGGCGGUGUGGCAAGUGGACUCGGGUCUUUGAGUUCCAGCUUUCUACCUUACACCACAGACAACACACAUUCCCUCCCUUUUCAAGGCUUGCUGUACUUCCCCUUCUGGGAUACAGUGAAAACGUGCUGGCAUCACACCUUGAGAUAACCUUGGAACAGAGAGAGUACUCACAGCUGCUGUCCCAUGGGAUUAAGACGUCGAAAAGAUCAGAGAGGGAUGUGAGGGGGGUGGGAGAAAGCAAGUCACUGCUGUGUCUGCCUUGGGCAUGUUCUGCCUCUGCUGCUGCCAGUGGGGUUGGUGUACUAUCAGGCAGUACCUCCAACAUCUUUGUGUGUGCUUCCAUAUAAUAUUCAGGCAUGACUGUGGUAAAAAUGCCAUAAUCAAAGAGAGAACUUGGAUGACAAGAAAAUUGGAGAGAUGAGCCACUCCUGUAUUGAAUAUAUGUGAUUUCAUUAUCCUUCUGUAUGUGACCUGCAUUUCUUACUGCUUCUUCUUAUCAGUAUCCCACAACUACUGCUGCAGCAAUCCUCUCUCAUGUUUUCAGAAGAGUGGGAUAAUCCAUCAGCCAGUUCCUCUCCAGUGGUAUGAGUCAGGGUUUUACCAGGGGCAUUAAUGGGCAGUUGAAGAGAGUUGUUCCCAACAGGGCUGAGCAAAAAGCAACGUGAACAUAAGCCAUGAAGUGGAAGAGAAGGAAACAAAUAUAUAGAUUUAAAGGGUUUGAAUUAUUUCUUUUCCCUUAGCUUCUUUCCUUGCCCACACGGAUCAAUAACCAGGCGUGCAAAAGGUGGAAAUGUGUUGAUAGUGGCUGGCAUAAGCGUGACUGAGAGCUUCUCCUACUGUGCGAACAAACCUGAAGUCAGUAGCCCCCCAAACCAGAUUGGUGUGCACCAGCUAUUCCAGCCCUUGUAGGUGAGAGGUGCUGGGAGAAAAAUCAGAUCACAGUGCAGCAGUCUCCUCCCGUCUCUCCUGUGACCCUGCAGUGUACCCCGGCACUAGUGCCUUUGGCCUCUUCACACUGUUACCUUUUGUGACAAGGCCCCAGCACUGGUCCUCGGGUUCGCUUCCCUCACGCAGACUCGCUGCGAAUGCUGUGCACAGAGCUCAUUUCAUUCCCCGCUGAAAGGCAGCCAGGCCUGAGGUGAAACAUGGCAAGCGCUUUGCCAUGCCUGGCAACUCCAGGCAGCUGCUGAAAACAAGCAGGAAAAAAAGCAGUGUACAAACACAGGGGAAUUUUCACAUAGGCAGGAUGUAAUUAGCAGAGCUGGAAUUUGGCCAGGACGCUGGGGUUAAAACGCUGGCUUGCAGGUAACACACUGGGGUAUUUCAUAAUUCAAAUGCUCAGGAUCUCCCGUUUCCAUCUUACCUGGAAGAUGUCAGAAGACCGUUCCCUAUUUAAUGUUCCUGGGCAGCUCUCGAACAUCUGACACAAAGGAAAAAGUGUCUAAUGGUGCUGCACCUGCAGUGCUUCUCCGCCAGCAACUGCCCACCGCCAACAGGAGCUGAAAGGAUCACAUCCUGACAGGGCUACGGCUGCAUCGUGGUAAGACACCACAGCUGCCUCCAUGCCUUGGGGUUUACUCCACCCUUAACUCUCAUUACUCAUUCUUCAGGCCCCAAAUUCCCACCAAACAGAAAGAAAAGAUGAUGAAAUUAUGGCAGCCCCUCACACGUAAAACACAAAAGAGAGGAUAUCACCAUUAGGUGCUGCUUCAACCUUACUCUCUGCCACUUGAAAUAGUACCAAAUUGCUAUCGGACAACAGAGAAUUAGAUGAAACGUUUCUCCUCAGUGCAGAUGAGUGAGCUUUUCCAACUGGCCUUGCCGGUAAUACACAAAAUGUUAAGAGCUCGUGCCUCCUCUUUCCUUCCAGCAGAGAAAUCACGUUCAAAGCAGCAAAACAUUUUUUUCCCUUCAUGAUCUCACUUUCCGUAUAAGCAAUCUUUGUGUUUACUACGAGGAUGUUGCAUGUCCACAAAAGGUCAAGGAAGUCAUUCAUGAACCUUAUGUGUGGAAAGUCCGCAUGAUGUUUCUACUAUGAUGCGGCCCACAGCCUGAAUAUAAAUAAUUGCAAACCUUUAACCCCUCAUCCAUCAGACCUGCAGACCGCAUGCCGUUCGAAGAGCUGACUUCCUUCCUGUGGUGCAGUGCAUGCAAGCAAAACAAGAGGUGUUCCUCCCACCCAAGAAAGCAUAAUCUCAGCAUCAGCAAGUCAGAAAAAAGGGACCCCUCCUAUGCCUGUGAGGGCUCCCCGUAUCAGCUUUUGUUUUCUUUGGGGUUUUUUGUACACCCAGGCUGCCGUGCAAGUCCCCCUCUGUCAAGUGUUGCUUAACACAACCACCGAGCAAACUUGCUGAGAGCACCUCAGUCAGUGGGAUGACAAACCUACAGACUGGCUCCAACGGCAAAGUGAGCUGGAGGGAGGAAAGUACGGGCAGCUGCAGGCAACAGGAAAUCCAGCACUAAUAAAUAAAAUGUUCUUAUAGCCAGAAAGAGGAAAUAAACAGCAACAGCACAAACUGAGAGGACAGAAGAGAGGAACACAGCAUAACUGUGGGGCGGGAAUCACUGCAUUACAGUGAGCUUAUUUUUACAGAACAUCGUCCCGGUUUGUUAUGUGUUCAGACUGCAAAAAAACAGUGGGGGAAUGGGAGGACUGCUCAAAGAGAGGGUCUCUAUCAGAAGAAGUUGUCAACAACCACUGCAAUUAAGGAAGCAGCCAGAGAACACACAACCUGAGCUGCCGCCAAAGUGAAAUGAAAGCAUUUUUUGUUUGCAGCCGUAGCCCCGAAGGAUAAUAAAAGAUGCUUCCACCGUGCCAAGUGAGGAGCUGCAGGGACACCGUUUCUAGACGGCAAAUGCCCUGCUCCCAUCUUUCCAAAAUUACACGCUCUGGGGAGGCAGCAAGUUACUCUUCCUACGUGCGCUUUCGAAGCACAUGCCCGCACACCCUGUCUGACUGCAGCUGCCGCCUCAGGAGGCCACCGGGCAGGUGAGCCCCCAACCACCAUGGUAACGAUGGAGGUGGCAUAGCCUGAGCUCUGCCCCCAGCCGAUGGGCUGUUCUGGCACUCCUUGGUCCAGAUUGCUGAAUCAACAACCCUUAAUUUUUCCCCCUCGCGCUCAGCUGUGGGUGCGCCACGGCCCCACGGCAUUGUCACCACCAGUGGGAGCUGCCGCAUUCAGAAGAGCUGCGCCCCGCUCUCCUCCCAGGGGUGGCUGCUGGUGCCUUGGCAAGGAGCUUCAUGCACGGCAUGCCGGAACAGUACUCUUCUUGCUGCUGGUAGCAUCUUUCACCUGGAACGGCCACGUGGCCUGUGCCUGUGCGGCAGUGGGUGGGCUGGCAGAGCCGAGGGGGUCGGCAGGGACCUUCUCAGCCAUGGGACGGUAUCGUGAGGCUUUCACUGGUGGCUGUAGAAACUCGUGCAGGUUCAGCGAAGGGAAAGAAGUCAUUCACAAAUUGCAUGCAUAUUUCUGAAUUCAUUCAUUGAGUGGCGUUUGCCUUUCAUCCUCCCCCCGAGCCCCACGUGUGUUGCUGGCAUUCUCUCCCAAUCCCAUAUCACAAUUCUCAGGUCUGUGCAAGCCACGGCCUGCCAAUGGAGCCCACGGUCACUGGACCCCCCAGCCCAGGUACAUGAAAAGUUACGUGCAAAGGUUCAGCGCUUUCUCCUGACGACAGCCCCCAUUCCCAUGCAUCCCCUGCAGUAUUUUCCUCAUAAAGUGCCAGAGAAGCUUUGCACCGCGCAGGGUGCUAAGGAGGUAGCUACAUAGUCCAGCAUUUCCAGAGUCUUUGCACUCUCUCCUAAGGUGUAAAUACAAGCAGUGGAGCCAAGUGAAUGUCUGACAAGGCUGCCAUUUAUACCUGAAGGAAAAAAAGAACUGCUGCUUUCCAACCAAAUGCAUAUUGCUGUUGCCUCACUUUCUCUAGCCCAACCACCGUCCUAAUCAUUAAUUGCUUCAGCAGGGUAUGGAAAUCACGUCUUAAAGCCUGUAUACAGGGUACACAGCUAUGAUCCAGUAUAAUUUUAACCUUCACUGGACAUUGCCAAUAUGUUUUUCACUAGGGAAUCAAAAAGAAAAUACAGUCGUUUCCCUAAAGCCUUCCAUUACCAAGUUCUAGAUGAUAGUGUGGGUAUUUAAUACAUCACAAAACCUGUGAAGGUGACAAAAUAUUUUCUUUCACAUCCCUCCUACCUGUGAGACAUCAGAGAAAACACAUGCUUUUGGAGAAUCUCAAAUGGAAGUGAUUUUUUUAUUAAAUAUAGAUGAAAAGCAGAAAUGUUCAAAAGCUGUUUCUGAUAUAUAGGCAGUGACAGCCAUUUCCUCACUAUUGCUGUAACGUGAAGGAGUGCAGGUAUCUCCUGCAGAAAGAGCCCUUGUUCUCCACCCAGUGCUUCCACGUAGGAUUUCACGCAUGUGACAGUGUGUGAUCCAUGAAUUGCAGCUCAGCUUUGGAAAGCAUGGGAAUUGUGCCUGGCUGUCAGGGCCCGGUGUUCAUCUGGGUUUCACAUGGCCCACAGAAAGACGUGCCAGUCGCACCUUCAAGCCAAACAGUUGGAUAAUCAAACCAAGCAUUUGUUUUCAGUUUUGGUUCUUUUUUCUGGAGGGGAGGGGGCAGGCUGGUUAUGAGCUCCAAAAUACACAUGCGUUUUUGUGUGUUUAAGUGAAAAGACCAUGGCAAGGUUUUAACCUACAGUCUGUUUAUACUGUUCUGUUUUAAGGUCCAUCAUUACCAACAAACAAAAAUAACCCCAAAUAAAAUUGACAGUAUUUUUCAAAUUCUCUGAUUUUCCCAUGCAUUCAAAAGUGCUAGCCUGUUCUGCUUGACUGGCUGGCUGUUUGAUUGUUGCUUUAUAUUUUAUUACAUUGUUUAAUUGUAAGCCUCCAAAAUCAUAAAAUCUGAGUUCUAGUUUCAGUCUCUACAUUCAAAUAUAACUACUGAAAAAUGUCUUGUCUACUCUUUAGUGUAUAUGGCAUUUAACAUACUUUGCUUAAAUUGGAUAUUUCCAACUCAAUCCAAACAGACUUGAAAAAUCCUCCUUCUCCCAGAUGAGAGCACACCUGAAUAAUAUAGGAAUGACUUUUCUCACUGAAAAGCAUUAACAAAAUACAUGCAUAAAUACUGGGGUUUAA
Messenger RNA from Chroicocephalus ridibundus (black-headed gull), 8653 nucleotides. It is a transcript of the gene RAD51B, whose product is annotated as RAD51 paralog B. NCBI's taxonomy places the organism in Eukaryota, Metazoa, Chordata, Aves, Charadriiformes, Laridae. Gene Ontology annotation, biological process: double-strand break repair via homologous recombination. Gene Ontology annotation, molecular function: single-stranded DNA binding; double-stranded DNA binding; four-way junction DNA binding. The record is from RefSeq and is a predicted model, not a curated record. Gene Ontology annotation, cellular component: replication fork; Rad51B-Rad51C-Rad51D-XRCC2 complex. Bases 297 to 1499 code for a protein of 400 amino acids. The transcript has 11 exons.